Messenger RNA from Dissoconium aciculare CBS 342.82, 588 nucleotides. RefSeq names its product acyl-CoA N-acyltransferase. Bases 1 to 588 code for a protein of 195 amino acids. The transcript has 3 exons. Gene Ontology annotation, biological process: N-terminal peptidyl-methionine acetylation. NCBI's taxonomy places the organism in Eukaryota, Fungi, Ascomycota, Dothideomycetes, Mycosphaerellales, Dissoconiaceae. The record is from RefSeq and is a predicted model, not a curated record. Gene Ontology annotation, cellular component: NatB complex. Gene Ontology annotation, molecular function: protein-N-terminal amino-acid acetyltransferase activity.
AUGGCCACAAUUCGUCCUAUGAGUCCUAUGGACAUGCUAAAGUUCAAUCCUUGCAAUUUAGAUCAUCUGACAGAGACGUAUAACAUCAGUUUUUACCUCGACUAUUUCAGACAGUGGCCACACCUCUGCAAAGUCAUCGAAGGACCAAGUGGACAGAUAGAAGCUUAUAUUCUCGGCAAGGUCGAGUCUUCACCAUAUCCUGCACCGGUAGAACCUUAUGAUCCUGGCUUGACAAUCUAUCGAAAAAAGUGGCCAAACUACCUGCCAUGGCAUGCACAUAUCACUUGUUUGACGGUAGCACCGUCCGCGCGAAGACUCGGCUAUGCCACAAUACUCUCCGAAGCAUUGGAAAAGGUCGGAGACGAUGAGAACGCUUGGUUCGUUGACCUCUUUGUGCGCGUAGAGAACGAAGCUGCGAUUAAGCUUUAUAAGAAAAUGGGAUACUCGGUCUAUCGGCGAAUCGUUGACUACUAUCACGACGGUAGCGAUGCAUUUGACAUGCGCAAGCCUCUGAAACGAGACAAGCACCGUAAGACUGUCCGCCAAAAUGGCGAAAACAUCAAGGUCGACCCAAGUGAAGUUUGGUAA